AAAUUCUAUUUAAAUCAUUCUCGUGUAAGAUCGAGAUCCAGUGUUUGGAUCAGAGCGGCGCGCGCCUGCAACGAAUCACAACUUACCGCAAAGAUGUCGAUAGUACCAAUGAUGUUCCGUGACUGGUGGGACGACUGGGAUCGCCCAUCUCGACUCCUGGACCAGCACUUCGGUAUGGGUCUCCGGAGAGACGACCUCAUGUCAUACCUCUCGAAUUUCCCCUCAACAUCUCUGAGGAAUUCCUACUUCCGACCCUGGAGAACAAACCUUACACGACAGGAAUCAGCGUCAACUAUUAACUUUACAAAGGAUAAAUUUGAGGUUAUCCUGGAUGUUCAACAGUUCACACCGGAAGAGCUGGUAGUAAAAGCGGCGAACAACUCCAUUGUAGUUGAAGGAAAGCACGAAGAGAAACAAGAUGAACACGGCUACAUUUCCAGGCAGUUCACAAGACGAUACGUCUUACCUUCGGGGUACGAUGUCGUCGAUCUCGUCAGCACUUUGUCUUCAGACGGUGUUCUUACUAUCACAGCGCCUAAACGACCACCCCCUCAAUCUGGUGAAAGAAUCGUCCCCAUAACGAAGACUGGACCGGCCAAACAACCAGAACCGCUCAGACAAACGGAACAGCCCAGAGAGCAGACUGUACCUAUCGUUACAUCCCCUUAGAAUCGAUAUAUCGAUAUGUUACGAUCGAAUCAUAAAUAGCAUUUAUUUUAGUCUCGUUGUUGGCCAAUAACGAGAUGCAACUCGAUUCGAAAUGAACGAAUUAGGUUUAAAGAGGAAUGCAAUAGAUUUCGUAUCAACCAUAAGUUAUAAUUAAACACAUAUUUUCAAGUAAUCAAACGUGUAUUUAUUUCUU
Messenger RNA from Achroia grisella, 862 nucleotides. It is a transcript of the gene l(2)efl, whose product is annotated as protein lethal(2)essential for life. The coding region runs from base 94 to 669 and encodes 191 amino acids. Gene Ontology annotation, molecular function: protein folding chaperone; structural constituent of eye lens. The record is from RefSeq and is a predicted model, not a curated record. Lineage: Eukaryota; Metazoa; Arthropoda; Insecta; Lepidoptera; Pyralidae. Gene Ontology annotation, biological process: response to heat; protein refolding. The transcript is spliced from 3 exons.